Messenger RNA from Ochotona princeps (American pika), 1102 nucleotides. It is a transcript of the gene SNRNP25, whose product is annotated as small nuclear ribonucleoprotein U11/U12 subunit 25. Lineage: Eukaryota; Metazoa; Chordata; Mammalia; Lagomorpha; Ochotonidae. The coding region runs from base 14 to 649 and encodes 211 amino acids. The transcript has 5 exons. The record is from RefSeq and is a predicted model, not a curated record. Gene Ontology annotation, cellular component: U12-type spliceosomal complex. Gene Ontology annotation, biological process: mRNA splicing, via spliceosome.
CCCCGAAGCGCCAAUGGCUGGGCGCCCUCAUGCAGACGCGCCUGAGCGCGUCCCUCUUCCCAGGCAUGGAGUGGCGGCGGCGGCUGGAGACCCUAAACUACCGGUGACCCUUCACCUUAAGCCCGCGACCCCAUCCGUAACCUUUCACCCUAAGCCCGCGACCCCAUCCGUAACCCUGGAGGCGCCGGCGGCCGCGGGGCCCGAGGUCGAGGACGAGGACGAGGAGGAGGCGCUGCCGCAUUCGGAGGCGAUGGACGUGUUCCAGGAGGGCCUGGCCAUGGUGGUGCAGGACCCGCUGCUCUGCGACCUGCCGAUCCAGGUAACUCUGGAGGAGGUCAAUUCCCAGAUUGCCCUGGAAUAUGGCCAAGCAAUGACAGUCCGAGUGUGUAAGAUGGAUGGCGAGGUCAUGCCUGUGGUUGUGGUGCAGAACGCCACUGUCCUCGACCUCAAGAAGGCCAUCCAGAGACACGUGCAGCUCAAGCAAGAGCGCGAAGGGGGCGUCCAGCACAUCAGCUGGUCCUACGUGUGGAGGACGUACCACCUGACCUCCGCAGGGGAGAAGCUCGCAGAGGACCAAAAGAAGCUCCGCGACUAUGGCAUCCGCAACCGGGAUGAGGUGUCCUUCAUCAAGAAGCUGAGGCAGAAGUGAGCCUCAACACAGAGACCUCCCCAUUCGCUGGUCGAGAGGCUGUGCCGUGGCCUCGUGGAGCUGUGCCCAGUCGCACAGCAGGGACCCCCGGGGCUGUAGGUCCUGGCCGUUUGCUGUGGCAUUUAGGAUGUGAAAAGCCUUGACCAGCGUCGUGGCAUAGCACACUGAUAAUCCACUUGUGGUACCAGCAUCCCAUGUGGGUACUAGUUCAAGUCCUGGCUGCUCCACUGCCCAUCCAGCUCCCUGCUUGUGGCCUGGGAAAGCAAUAGAGGACGGCCUAAAACCUUUGGACCCUGCACCCAUGUGGGAGACCCAGAGCUCCUGGCUCCUGAUCAGCUCGGGUGCAGCCAUCAUAGCUACUUUGGAUUUGGGAAGUGAACUGGCACACAGAAUUCUCUCUCUCACUUUGUAACUAUGCUAUUCAAAAUAAAAUAAAUAUUUUGAAAAAGAAGG